UUGGAAAUUAUAUUUCCAGAACUGUUUUCCUCUAGUUUUAGCAGGAAAAGUUUUUUUCUUAUCCUUUUUACCUACAUGUAGUUUUUGCUAACACAUGAAAAAAAAAUAUAAAAUAAAAAAAACGCAUUUAUAUAAUGAUUCCCAUCACAAAAGCCAAAUCAAUGCCUCAGUAGUUUGUAUCUUUAUGAUGUUUGAUAUAUAUGUUUUUGACUGUCCUUCUGUAAGGAAGAUAUUCAAGUCCUAGCAUAAAAAGCAAGAUAAGAAAUGAUAAUUGUAUUAGUCAAAACUAAUGACAUUUAGUUUGAAUUCUGAAAGACAAGGUCUGCAAGACAUCUGCACGCCCUGAGGACGACAAAAUGAGGACAUUAACAAACAACGUAGGACAAAAGAGGACAAGGCUCUGCUUUGAAGACAAAGGAAUGAUGUACUAGAUUCUCUUCUGAUGUUCAUCCUUUGGACCCUUUACUUUCUCCGUCAGCCAUUUUAAGCAGAGAUGACAACUUCUAUUUCUGAGCAAGGACUCCACUAGCCAGCAAGUCUUACCAGUCUUGAGGCAAGCGCAUAAUAAUUUGGAUAUUACAUUAUUACAAUUACUGGAGCAAAAAAAAAACACGUCAAAAAUAAAGAUUAAUUAGUUUAAUAUUAACCUUUUCAUAGAGCAAGUAUGAAUCUCUCCGGAAUAUUUUGCUUUGGAGUUGUCAAUUUAGCAAUAACUAUUACAUCCGUCAAUACUGUUGAAACAUCAAGUUUUAGUGAUUACAAGUCUCUUCAUGUUCCACUGAGGAUGUCAGCUGUAGGUGCCACAGUGUCAGAAUCAUCAGUCAUCUCGUGUGGACUUAGAUGUUUGAAUAGUGUCCAAGAAUGUAACAGCUUCGUAUACAACACUUCAUUAAGUUUAUGUACCCCAGGAUCUCUUUUAAGUCCAUUUGAAGCCUUCAACUCAACCAUUGGAAAACAAUAUUUCAAACAAGGAACUUACUGUAACAGAAGUCUUGCCAACUUUACUCUCAGAUCCAUUGUCAGUGUUAGCACUUGCAUGUUUAUAUCCAAUGCCUCGACAAAUUAUAUCACAGCUAAAAAUACUUGUAAAGAUUUAGGUGCAACACUGUACAUACUUAAAGUGCGGGAAAAGCUUGACCUUUUGCUGAACAUAGUUAAGGAUGAUCCUAUUCCAUACUGGGUAGGUCUCGAUGACAUUCAACAAGAAUCUAUAUUUAGAUGGGCAGACGACAAUUCUAUUUUAAACGUUAACUAUACAAUUUUUGGCGCAGGUCAACCGAACAAUGCAGGAAAUCAAGAUUGUGUCAACUAUGCACCAGAUAUAAAACUUUUAAAUGAUUGGUCAUGUGAUGCAUCGAUGAGAUAUAUCUGUGAAUUGGCCCCUCUUGUUAUUUAAAUAUUUACUUAAGAUGGAACACAUCAGUGUAGAUCGAUCUGGUUCCAAGAGCGUAAGCCAGAACUAAUAAACAUCCAUUUUCCUCUCUUACUAUUCUUGUAAACGUUCUAUAUACUAGCAUUCAGGUUCUGGUGUUUUAUUUGUUAUAGUAUGUUUCCCAUAAAUGUAAAAAAAAAUAUUAUUCUUUUAUCCAUAACUUUUUUUUCAUUGCUUUAUCAUGUUGAAAAAAUUUGGUAUGCUUUUAGUUCUGAGAGAUAUAUUGAUUUUUCUCCAAAAAAAAAUGCAAACUCAGGAAUUCUUAAAAUUUACAGGUGUUAUUUUAAAAUUAAUGAUACUAACAUUCUAACAUUCUAAAUACUAAACUAAACCUAAUUAAACUUUAAAUAACUACUUAAUAAGAAAUGUAAGACUUAAUGUUGAGGAAUGUAAAACUAACAUUUUGUUGAAAAAAAAAUAAAAUCCUUUAUAAUUUAAAUAAAUAUAAGCCUACACCUUUACACCCCCAUUCACUAUGAAUGAAGAGAUUAAUAAUUUUUUUAAUCUGAGAUUAGCGCCUCCAAGCGAGACCAGGGCCGGCUUUAGGUAUUUGGAUGCCCAAGCUGAAUAGGGCGACCCGAAAUAACACACUAAAAAUUAAAACUUCAGACAGAAAAAUACUCAAUGAGUUAAACACAUUCCUGUAUCCAUAUCUUAAUUACCAAAUAAAUUAAAUUCAUAAAGCUUCUAUGUGCUUUGUUGGCGAUUCAUUAUCACCAGGCUAGAAAUAUUUUUUUGACAUUUCAUUAAACGGAAAAAAAAAACAAUCGACUUUUAGCAUAUGAUCUAAACAUUCGUGACUGAGCCUUAAACCCUAGUACAGACUUAAAGCUAUGCUAGUAGACAUUAAGUCUUACAAUUCUUUCUACGUUUGAGAUUAUUGCUAUUGCUCUAAACUGCCCACAGGUCUCUGGUCAAUAUUGAGGCCUUUUAUAACGAUUGGUCUCGCUCUAAUCCAUUUGUCAAUUGGGAUUUCAUCGUCAGAACCACAACAUCUGCUUACGUUUGUUACUAUUAAUAGUGAAUAGUUGUUAACUAUUAUGAAAAACCUGCUUGCACAGUUAAUGUAAAAAAUUAGAUUUUUCGUUUUCAGAAAAAAAAAAGUAGUUGCAUCAGAAUUUUGAAUAGUCUAAAAUAUUAUGGUGGCAGAUUUUCACUAUCUUUACUAGUUUACGAGAUCUAAACAGGACGGAUGGACAGAAGGACAGACAUUCCACACAAAACUAAUAGCGUCUUUUCAAUAUCGGAAAAAUAUCCAAGGGCAUUAAAAAUGUUAAUUGGAAUAGCAAAUUUUUUUCCACAUUACUCUCCCCUUUGUUGAGCGACAGGAUUUUGAUUUUAGAUUAUAAUAUAUGCCAGGGACAAAGUAAGAAAUAUUAUGACUAGAACUGGUUGAGGCAAAGUUUUAAGCAAUGAUAUAAAAAUUCUAUACUAAAAUAAAAGUAUAAGAGUAAUAUUUGUUUCGCCAGAAAAAUUUACAUUAUGUCGUGUUUUUAAAAGUGUGGCGUUCGUUUUAAUUUCAACUGUAUAAGAGUGUUUUAUAAGAAUAUAAUGAUUUGUGAUAAAAGUUAUUAUACAUCUCGACAACUGAUGUCAGAAACACAAGCAGAGGUAUCCUUAAAAAAAAAGUUAAUAUUACUACCAAGAAGGAUUCACUUUGUUUAUUUUACAUGUUUCGGAUGUUCCUUCAGAGUUGAAGAUAAUUACUUCCUAGUCCAAACCUCCCACAGGACGGGGGAUAGGAGCGGGCAGGGUUUGAACUCGGGACUAUUGAUAAGUCCAAACGACAGUCCAGCGCGCAAACCGCACGAUCAGGCAGCCAUCCACUUGACUUGAUCCGAAUCUGUGAGGUGCUGAAAUGUUUCGUUGUGAUGAGGGGUAAUGAACACGAGUUCAACUCAUUUUUUUUUUGUUCUUUUACGUAUGAAAUCUUUGAUAUUUUUCAAAACGAUGAUUUGGUAUAUAGCUGUUAAAGAAAAGACAAAAAGCUGAAAAAGAUUGUUUUAAAAGUAGUACCUAUGGUCUUAAAAGGAUGUACUAAGAUGUUUUCUUAGUCCUCUAGUGAGAGACCCAUUGCUAAAUACUAUCCAAUGAACAUGUCUGGUAUUGAGUCCCCCGUGUACAUUUUGUCUCAAUGAUGAGCUAAUGUAAAUAUUCGAGUUGUCUUAGAAAUAUAUGGUAUACAUGCAUUUCAUUGUUUUGAUUGACAACCUUUACUGACAUGUUAUAUUAAUCACAUUACUUUCAUAGUUUUUAAAUGUAUUUUGUCGUAAUACAAAUGACUUUGAACCUCUGUUUCUGUUAAUUGUAGACAGUUUGACAUGUUAUGUAUGCUAACUUUACUGCAUAUUUUCACUUGUAAUUGUAGACAAAUAGGUAUAAAAAUGCACACAAAUUAGUUGUACUAUUGUGUAAUAUCUCACGUACCCCUACUACCACUCAGACGUCUCAUCUGACACAUACACAGCUCUUUCCCUCUUAUGGUGUCUUUCAGUUCUGAUUUCUCCCACACUGAUCAAGUGAACAUAAAUUGUGUUCAAUCAUGGAAGCUUUAAGAAUCUCUCCCCACCAACGACGAUGAUUUGUUUCUUUACUUCAACCCCUUGUACGUCAUUGGAAACCCAAUGGUUUGUACUCAACAAAUAAUGUUAACUUUCACCAGCUCUCUGCUUUAAAUACACUUACAGAUCUGUCGGCUAUUUCUACAUUUUUUCUUCUCAACCGGGGUAUGUGUAUGUUUUAGGCUAAUCCAAAGAAACGUUUAUCAACUUUGUGUCAUUUUAAUGUAAAGUAGC
Messenger RNA from Biomphalaria glabrata, 4227 nucleotides. RefSeq lists its product as uncharacterized. The coding region runs from base 665 to 1396 and encodes 243 amino acids. The transcript has 7 exons. Lineage: Eukaryota; Metazoa; Mollusca; Gastropoda; Planorbidae. The record is from RefSeq and is a predicted model, not a curated record.